Molecule: messenger RNA, 3221 nt
Organism: Bufo gargarizans (Asiatic toad)
Lineage: Eukaryota; Metazoa; Chordata; Amphibia; Anura; Bufonidae
Gene: AGK
Product: acylglycerol kinase
Exons: 16
Coding region: 128-1408 (426 amino acids)
Biological process (GO): ceramide biosynthetic process; protein insertion into mitochondrial inner membrane
Cellular component (GO): TIM22 mitochondrial import inner membrane insertion complex; mitochondrion
Molecular function (GO): acylglycerol kinase activity; ATP-dependent diacylglycerol kinase activity; ceramide kinase activity
Source: RefSeq, a predicted model, not a curated record
CUAACAGGCGGACAGUUCAGCGCGAGCCGGAACUGAAAGUUUGGUCUCUAGUUUCCACGGGGGACAGAGUGCGGUGCACCCGUAGAGACAACGUGACCGAGAGGACACAGUGAAUGUUAUUGAAGUCAUGGCAAGAGUCGUCCGUAUCUUUAAAACUCUCCGAAACCACUGGAAGAAAAGUACAGUGGGCUUCUGUCUGCUGGCGUAUGGAAGCAACUGGAUGUACGGCAAAUAUUGUGAUAACUUGCUGAGGAGGGCCGCCUGCCAAGAAGCACAGGUAUUUGGAAACCAGCUCAUUUACCCCAAUACAACAGCGAAGAAGGCAACAGUUUUCCUGAAUCCAGCAGCAUGCAAAGGGAAAGCAAGGACUCUCUUUGAGAAGAAUGUGGCCCCUAUCCUGCAUCUUGCUGGAAUAGACGUUUAUGUGGUGAAGACCGACUAUGAAGGUCAGGCCAAACAGAUGUUGGAGCUGAUGGAAAACACGGAUCUGAUUAUUGUUGCUGGUGGAGAUGGAACCCUGCAAGAGGUUAUCACAGGACUCCUCCGCAGAGCAGAUCAGGCUUCUUUCAGUAAAAUCCCAAUUGGGUUUAUUCCACUUGGCACAACCAGCACCAUAAGCCGAACCCUGUACCCCCAGUCUGAGAACAAGGUCCAGCACAUCUCCAAUGCUACACUAUCCAUCCUGAAAGGAGAAACCAUGCCCCUUGAUGUACUUCAAAUAAAGGGCGAGCAGGAGCAGCCAGUGUUUGCACUGAGUGGCUUGAGAUGGGGCAGUUAUCGAGAUGCUGCUGAAAAAUCCACCAAAUAUUGGUAUUUGGGACCACUGAAAACGAGAGCUGCUCAUUUGUUCAGUACACUUACGUGGCCCCAGAGGCACGAAGCUUCUAUACUCUUCCUAGGGCCUACUGAAAGACCCCCGGAAGAAGAGGCCAAGGGGAUACAAGUCCGUCCGCCUUUGUAUGUCAGGAUAUACCGCAGGCUGGCUAAGUACUGGUCAAACCCAAAAGUUGAGGUUCCAGUGGAGGUGGCCCCUGAGCCUUGGGAAGAAGCUCAGCUUUCUGCUGUAGAACUAUCCAUAAGUACACAAAACCACGAACCGGAUCUCACGCGCCAAAUGGACUCCAUGAGCAUCUGCAUUGAACCGGACACAAUCAGUAAAUCCGAAUUCAUUAGUCUGGGAGUGGAGAAGACUCACAAUCCCCAGCUGUGCCCCAAAGAUGCCCAGAUCUUGUACGUCAGUCACUGCAAUAUCCAGCUCCCAGAGGGCACUGCGGGACAUUUCAGCAUAGAUUCCGAAGAAUAUGAUGCCAUGUCUGUAGAGGUGACACUUCUUCCACGGAAGUUGCGCUUCUUCUGUCACCCAUCCCAAAAAGAAAGGUUUACCCAGGGUUCACCAGCAAGUACAUAACCGUACAGGACACUGAAUCUGUGAACUGUUACCAUCCGUCCAGUAUUGGAGCACGAAGUGUACUGUGUAGCGUUCAUCGAUACAGCAAAAAGAUGUGCAGAUUUCUGAUCUUUUCUGUUGGAAAAGGAACCAUCAGUGUGUAGACAUAUAUAGAGAGAUGGCAGGAUUUGAACACUAAAGUCAGCAUCUUCCUAGCCUCAAAUGGCUAAAAACGGGGAAUAAUAGAUGAUGACCUCUGCAACAGAAAGCUCCAUGACUGAAUAUAAAGUUUGACACCCAUUCUUCCCCUUUACCUACAACCAGGGAGGCUGUGACUGAGCGUUGCUGCCCCUAUAUUAUACUAUGUUCUAGUGAUCAUUCUGAAAAUUAAAUUGUAUUAUUUAUUUUAAAGUGCAAUUAAUUUUAAGGCAGUAUGUAUACACUUACACACCCCAGCCAUAACAUCAAAGGGCUUGCCCCGCCUGGGACAUUAAUAGUACACCACUAGUGUAUACUAUAAAUGUCAUUAAGGUGUAGGUCCCACCUCUAAGACCUGUUAACGUCUCAAAAACAGGCACUGAAGUGAGCGAAGAGCCAGUGGCGGCCUUCUCUUCCUCUCUCCUACAGUAUGAGUCCUCUCAGCUAUAUUCAGAAGUCUCAUGGUAAUGAAUGGCAGAUGGGUUCCAGAGGUUGGACCCACACCUUAAUGACAUUUGUGGCAUAUCCUAGUGACAUGCCAUAAAUGUCCCAGAUGGAACAACACCUUUAAAUCUAUCUGUCUGUUUCGACGUAGGUACCCUGUAUGUCACCAAAACAGUUAUGACCCAGUGGCAUGGACUCCAUAAGACCACUGAAGGUAGCCUGCAGUAUCUGGCGGUGGAGCCUCCAUGCAUCGGGCUCAUUUUUUCCAGCACAAUCCAUGGAUGCUUGGUGGGAUUGAGAUCUGGAGAUUUUUAUAGUCAACGCCUUGCACUCGGUCAUGUUCCUCAAACAAUUCUUGAUCAAUUUUUGAAUUGUGGCAGAGCGCAUUAUCCUGCUGAAAGAGGCCUCGGCAAUUAGGGAAUACCAUUACCGUAAAGGAGUGCACUGGGUCUACAACAAUGUUUUGGUAGGGAAUAUCCUCAUGAACACCAGAACUGAAGGUUUCCCUGUAGAUCAUUACGUAGUAUCUCACUGCCGAAUUUCCUUUCUGCCCAUAUUGAAUCUUGCUGCCAUCUUAUACCUGGCAUUCCAUGUGAUAUAAAAGAAAAGGUGGUAUAUCAGACCAGGCUGCCUUCCCCCAUUGCUCCAUGGUCCUGUUCUAAUGCUCACAUGCCCACUGUAGGUACGGCUAGCAGUGGACAUAUGACAGGAGAAUUCCUGUAACAUGGCAUACUGUAUACAACUGGUCCUGAUCUAUACAUGGGCAUUCAGUCUGUGAUGCUGUAGGCACACUUACCAUUAAAGUGAAGGCGUGAGCGUGCGUUCUGUCUCAACAUAGUAUUUAGUGACUGCGUUCAAUGCUGAUAUUUAUGGGUUGAUCAGUGUUUCUCUAGCUUUUGUGGAACUAUACCUCCUAAGGUGUAGUUCCACAUAAGCUGGCGAGUCACAGAUUACAGAUCAUUGAUAUAAUGGUAUGCGGGUCUAACUCACUCCUCUGGCAGGAGCCGUGCUGCAGGUGGCCAGGUUUUCGCUGUGCUUUUCUCCUGUGCCCCCCUUUAUUCUCAGGCUUGGUGGGGUUCAGCAAUAUGUCAAUUCAGAAGAUGGAAGUUAAAGCAGCCUGAGCCUUGACAUCCCAUAAAUAUGGUUAAAGGGGCACCAGUGCUCAGUCCAUGGAGUAACUGGUAACAAGAUG